Molecule: messenger RNA, 1560 nt
Organism: Leishmania mexicana MHOM/GT/2001/U1103
Lineage: Eukaryota; Euglenozoa; Kinetoplastea; Trypanosomatida; Trypanosomatidae
Exons: 1
Coding region: 1-1560 (519 amino acids)
Source: RefSeq, a predicted model, not a curated record
AUGUCCUUGUACACUUCAUCCACACACCAAUGUGGGCGGCAACUGACUCAGUUGGGCUUUGCAGGACCUCAGCGACGUGGUGUUAGCACACUCACAGGAGUGCGGCGGCAACAAUCACCGAUUUCACUACGAGGCCGUCGCUACUCAAAGAGUAAGGGCACUGGUGCAGCAUCGGCGUCCUCGAAGCGAAACCUUCUGUCGCCAUUCGGACAUGUUCUUCAGGGCUCAUCGCGUGGCCCACAAGGCCUUUUCGUGGAGCCGCUAGAGGCGUGGCUUUCCGUGCUCGCAGACUCCGUUCCCUUUUACAAGGACUGUCUCGUGAUUUGCCCUUCCACCGCAUCAGACGGGCAGGUUCGGCGCGUGUGGAACCGCUGUCGGCAGCAUAUCCCCGCUGCCCAUGUCGGUGCACUGACGCCGCGCAAGUACAAGGGAGUCCAGACAGCCGCCGCAGAUGCUGCCCAAACUCUGCUGUCUCUGCCGAACGGCACCUCCGAAGGUGAUACAGCUGGUGUAGAACUACCGAUGCCGCCGCCGGGCGCGUCGUUGGUGCCGCGCGGUGACGGUGGGGACCAUCUUACGAGUGCUUCUACAGCUAGGAUACCUUCCCUGUACUCGCCGCUCGAGCAUGUUUCCCCGGGCUCUCUGGACCUCAUUGUGUUACCAGGUAACGUGUUUGCCCAUGAGAUGCUCUUCGACGCACCGUGGCACUUAUCCCUCGCACACCGCGCUCUGCGCCCGCACGGAGUCGUUGCGAUCCUCGGGCACGUCGCGGAGGCAGGGGUCGCUGCGCCGGAGUGGGCGGCGACGGAUGCGAGGGAUUACAUCGAGAGUACACACUUGGAUGCGCGAGAAACGCUGGGGCUGGCUGCCAGCGACGCUUCCAGAGAGCCGGGCACGGAUGUCGAGCACGUGCGCCAUCUGCGUCGUGCCGUCGAGGUACACGAGACACUGCGCUCCGGCCACGCCGACGUCUUCUUUCCUUUCCCUAGCGUGCGGCGUCGCUGGUUCACAUCCGAGUACGCCCUCCAGCCCGCCCAGCUGGCGGCUCACUACCGCGCAACCCCGCUGUAUCAAGCUCUCUACGGCUCCACGGGAUCCUUGUGGUGGAACAAGAUGCGGUUCAGAGCAGAGGUGCAACAGCGGCGGAGGACGGCUGCUUCGGCGGUGAGAGGCAAUGAGGAGAGCUUUUUCGUCGAUAUUACAGGAGCCUCGCUGGAUGGAACUGCUAGCUUGGGUCAGGGUACCGAAGGUCAUCUGGAGGACCUUGUUGCAGCGUGGUCGCCUCUCGGCGUGCGCCGUCGGCGCGGUAUGAACGAUCCGCUAGACAUGCUGCAGGUCAUUCUGGACGCCCACGUACCCACAGCCAGUGCCUCUGCUGCAAAGCCGCCGCUGCAGGUGCAACUGCACCACUUUGUGCUGACGUGCAGUGCGCGGAGCAUGAACGCGACACCGCUGUCGGAGGGGCGGGCAGGGUUGAACAGGAAUCCAUUUGCAGUGCUUGGGGGAAGGCAGUGUCUCUCUCUCCACGCCAGCGAAAGACCGAGGACGUCUGAUGUGUGA